Messenger RNA from Odontomachus brunneus, 11373 nucleotides. RefSeq lists its product as uncharacterized. The record is from RefSeq and is a predicted model, not a curated record. Bases 1763 to 3367 code for a protein of 534 amino acids. The transcript has 7 exons. NCBI's taxonomy places the organism in Eukaryota, Metazoa, Arthropoda, Insecta, Hymenoptera, Formicidae.
GCGGAGCAGCGUAGGGAGCAACAGUGUGCCGCGCGCGGCCAUGAAGCGAAGGUCGUUUCGACGACGAGAGUGGCAGGUAGACGAAAAGCGAGUCGCCCGAGGAGUCCGUGUUGAGCCCGAGAGCUUAGAGGUAUUUAGAGGCGCGCGCGCGCGUGAGCUCGCACAGGGUAAUGUUAAUCCUGGACGCGCUACCACGGCCAGUCGCAAAGUCCGUCCGGCUUGACUCGCGGCUGAAAUUUCGGAGCCACAUCGACGGCUCUCGCGCAUUUUCCGUGCAAGUGAGGUGUGACAGUGAUAAUAGAGCUACGACGAGAUAAACAAACGGUCUCUCGCGUCGGCGAACUCGCACGCGGCGUCCUCGACGAAUCGCCGAGUCGGGGGAGGAAGUCACCCCGUCGCGGCAGCACGUGAACGAAAGAUGGUGAAAUUUAACGCGCCGCCAGUGCCGGAGCGAACGUGAAAAUUGAAUCCAGCAGUGAGUGAACAUCGAGCCGUACUGCCGGUUGUGAAUUUUUCGCGCGUGAAAACAAGUGAGAGCGGGAGAAAGAGAGAGAGAGAGAGAGAGAGAGAGAGAGAGAGAGAGAGAGAAUAGUGCGGUGGUGCAUGUGAAAAAUAACGUCGCUGGAAAAUAACGACCUGAAAAAGAGUCUCAGACCGCUGUCAAUCGUUCGUGGUGUGAAUGUUGGAAAUUCUACUAGUGCAUGAUCGCGAACAAUUUUUGCCGAAUGGGAGCGCAAACGCCACGGUGACACUCGAUCGAAUCGUAGGCACCGGCGAAAAAGGUGGAAAUUUUCCGCGUCGCGGCGACAGUUGCGGAGAAGACGUCGCGCGCGCGGUGAUCCGGCAAAUUUCGCCAAUUUCAUCCGGCGGUGCCACAGGGAUUCGCGGCGCAGAGAAGGACUGGAUCAGGGAGAGAUUCGUGUCUGACUAUCCCCGAAUAAUCUCGUCUCGAAACCGUCUUCGUCACGCAGCAUCACAGUUUCCCUCGCGAUAAAGGAAAAUAUCAGCACAGUAUAUAACUCGACGCUGGUCCGUGUCAUCAUCUUUUGUGUUUCUUCGUGACUCCGAAGUGUAACCCGAGUACGCGUGUGUAUAUUUGCAAGUGUACAUGUGACCCAUGUGCAGUAGGAAAUACGAGUGAAGUCGUUCGCCAGCGUCUCUCCCGCGCGCACUUCUCUCCCAGUCCAUCUUUUCGAAAGAGAUGCAAAAGUGCCGGUGCUCCGCUAGCCGCUCGUCCGCGUCUGCCAGCCAAGUUUACUGACCUUCUCCGUGGGGCUGGUGACUGCCGUUCGUGAGACGAAGGGAGACGGCCAGACGGCCUUUUGUGUCGGCUUGAAGAGCGUCUCGCGACACGGGACGCAAACAGGGUGAGAUUACUUUCCUCGGGGCUGUGCGUAUGGCUGCCAGUGCUUUCCACGACUCGCACUCUAUCGUCCGCGAGGAUCAGUGCUAAAUCAUCAGCUUCGGAGCAUCGUCGAGUCCCGCUGCCGGCGGAGGCCGGCAGCGACUGUCGGCGACGUGAUCGCGAGUGCGUGGUGGAUCGCAACGAAAGAAUCGUGUGCCGUGCGAAUCGCACAGAAGGAGCGGGCAGAAAAGCUAAUUGUUCGCCAAGUUGAUAGCGAAGACGGAAGGGUCGCAGCUGUGUCGCGCUGCACGAGGGAAAGUGUCGCGUGGAAAAUCGCCCGCGGUGGAAAUGCGCUCGUAGCGAAUCGACAUCGUCGCCGCAGUCGCAGUCGGAUUUGUAAGCACGCUGAGGUGGAGGAUGGAGGAGCUGGAGACGCUGGAGAGCACGGAGUGCCCGGAGUGCCCCGGGCCGCCCCCUGAGUUCCGGUUGCCGCCGCCCCCCCGGCCGCCUUUCCUCACCGAGGGCACCUUCUGCUCGGAAUCACCCCUCGCCGAGCUCGAAGACUGCGUUGCUAUCCCAAUGAUCGACGCCUCUUAUCACACGAAUCCAUCGUUGCAAAGCACUGCCCUGAUCAUCACCUGCGCAGUGGUCCUUCUGCUGAUGGCUGCGAUCGUGUCCGUCGUCUUCUGGAAGCACAAGCGGAAAGUGCAAAACCUGCUGCCGUGCAAGAGUGCAGCGGGCGCGGCGACGGUUGGCGGGCGAGGUCGCAUGCUACCCGACGGCCAGUCGCAUCCUGGUGGCGUCGGCGUCGGCGGCGGUAACGCCGCGGGUGCCGUUCUCUACGAGGACUUGCCGGACGCGAUGUCGCAUACUCAGUUGCACAACCACCUGCCGGCGGCGGGCCAUCACAGCGGCCAAGCGCCGACGAUCGAGAUGCUGGAUGUCAAGGAGGGCGGCAGAGGGGUGUUCGUCUGCAGCAGCCCCGGUCCCGAUCCUUAUACAUCGCAGGACCUCUAUAAUCCUGUCUACGAGGAGCUCAGCAACGGGGACCAUCCGGAAACGGACGAGGAGAGCGAGCUGAACGCCCGCAAUCGCCUGCACCACCACCAUCAUCAUCACCGUCACCAUCACCGGGGCACAGCGUCGAAGCCAGCGAGCGAGGACGAGUUUGCCGAGGAUGAGUUGUCGGUGGGCGAACCCUCCGAGGCGAGAAUGCUCACUUCGAGCAGCGGCCCUACCUGGGGUACGUGUCCGGCCGGUGGCAGGCCACCGCGCGAACGACGCGGCAGAAGCCCCAGGAGUCUCGACCGACGUAGGAGAGACAAGAACCAUGACGUGGGCGAGUUCCACGAGGGUAUGCUGCUGGACGCGCUGCUUCAACUCUAUCCCAGCGUCGCAGGUGUGGCCGGUGCCCGAACGAGCAACAGCACCCAACGCCAACAGUCCGUCCCAUCGGUGGCGCACAGGUUACCGUAUUUCGUGCCGCCGUUGCCGGCCGCGCAAGCCCCGCGGCUCGAGGAGAACCCUUACGAGAGCGUGCCGGUGCUAGGUCAGUUGCAUCGCUACUCCAGCCAAAACAGGAGCGGCAAGGAACGUUCGCGCAGCAAGUCCGGCGACAAGUACAAGUACCUGUCGUCGCAGCAGCAGCAACAACAACAGUACAGCGGCGACUUCUACGGCCUUCAGGGUCAGUCCGACGCCACGGCACCGCUCUACACCCAGGUGGGCGGCGAGUACUCCGACACGUACUCGCAGCCAAGCGACCGACUCUUCGGCGACGACAAGUACAGCCAACCGGUGUAUUAUUCCAACACCCGGGACUCGGACCAGGUGAGCGCCGGCAGGCUGUACCAGGGUCAGCCCGACAGCAGCUUCGGCAGCGACAGCGGCUACAGCCACCACACCUCAGGCACCACCGGCACCAGCGGCACCCGCGGCAGCAACUCCAGGACGAAUCAUCGCAGGGACAAGCACCGGAACUCUCACCACUCGCAUCACUCCGCGGACUAUAUCGUGUCCUAAUGGGGCAUCGUCUCUUCAUCUCGAGAGAAAGGGUUUCCUUCGAGACGUACUCUCACGGAGAGCGGAGAAAAAAGAAGAGAAGCAAGAGAAGGAAAGAGGAUACAAGACCUCGAUCGUAUUUCUUACAAGUCGAUCAGUUAAUAAGACGAAGAGACGAGCGUGCUCGUUAAUUGAGAGGCUCCGAUUUCGCAGGGAGAAACACACUUCGGCUGUGUUGAACUAUUGUAUUUUGAUACUUCAACGUCCACGGUUAAGAGUCAAUAAAGAUACCUCCUUCGCUUUGGCGAAUCGAGUGGUAGCGGUUGAGUGCGUGCACGCGCGCGUGAAAGAGAGCAAGAGAGUUUGUCGCAGUGACGAGAAAAACCACAAACGAAUGACGAUUCGGACUUGAUGAGAAGAAGGACACAGUGAUCUCUUAGUGAUUUAUAUAGCCCACACGCAAGACUAUUUAACAAAUUUAUUUGUAAUCCAAUGAGACUCAGGCUGGUACCAAAGGACGCUAACAAUUACUUUUAUCUUUUUAGUCUGAUCCUUUGUAAUUUAUAUGUAGAGAGCGUUUAUCGCAAAACGAGUCGAUCUCGUUCUCGUUGUAACAUUGUCGCCCGCGAGUCGUACGACUAUCAAUCGUGAAUUCCACAACGUCCGGGAUACCCUCGGUGAUCAGUGCGAUUAUUGCACUUGCAAGUAAACGAUAGAUAAUUUUGCAAAUAGACAAAUAGUACGAGAAAUACUCCGAAUCGAAAUCUGCCUAGUCAAAAAUCUGUGCAUUCUGUUUUAAAUAUUGUAUCUGAAGCCUGAUAUUGUAUCGGGACCGAAUUGAAAUCCAAAAUACGUGAGUUUUGAAAAUGAAAUCUAUAAAAAAAGCAACAAGUCGAAAACACUGGUAUCUUUUACUGAAAUAUAUUUUGGAAAGAUACUCUUACCGUAAAAUUUAGCUUAAUAUUCCAAAUAUUGAGAGAAUUCAACAUAAUUAAAUUCGGAAAAAACAUAAAACUAUGUCAAAAACGUAUUAUGAUGUAUAUUUCAUUUAGGAUAAAUCAUGCAGAUUGCGGACUCGAAGGGGUUUUGAUUAUGGGUGCUUUAUGGUCAGAUUAACCGAUCCACUGCCAGAGACUAAUCCUAAACGGUCGGGCGUGUCCAACCGGCCAGCGAGUUUCGUACAAACUUUGAUAUGACGAAACGUAUAAUUAGAUUCGUCCCGCGUUCAUAAGGACAAAUCCGAUCGCGUGUACAGGAAACGAUAGAUUAUUGCGCCACGUUUCUAGUCCGUUAAUAAUCUUUUCCUACUAACAAUGCUUUAGAACGUCCCCACACGAAACGGCACACGCACGUUUUGACAGUUUGGAGAGAUGUAGUGAUAGACGCACGCACGGUAGAGUAACACUGAGGAAAAAAACGAUGCACGUUGGAGUCUUUGGCUAAUGUACACAUAAUAUAUACACAAUGGAUAUCGUAAAAAUGUGCAAAAUAUGUGUAAAAGAAAAACAAAACCAAACAAUUUUAGAAUUCCUAGUAUGAAAUAAUUAUAUACACAUAUUUUUUGCUAUUUUAAUCAAGUUUAGCGUUUCAAAUGUCUAUCUGAAAAAAUAAAUGAUGAAUCAAAUAUAUAAUUGAUAUAUGGCAAUUGUUGCUAUGAAUUGAUAUUUCACGAUUAUGAUAUGGAAGAUGAAUACUAUUAUUUGCUCUUAUGUUCGAUCUUUCAGGUGAAAUAAUUUAAACGAAACUAUUUUAAUAUUUAAAUUAUUUAAUUUCGCGUAUAACGUGACAUAAUAGGAUAUUUGCAAUCCUUUAUGAAUCAUCUUAUUUAGACUCCAGCGUGCACAAAAGACGAUACCGAAAAGAUGAUUGUAGAUGCCAUCGCAUUGCUACCACCAUUACUGCCGCUAGAUGCAUGUGUUCGCGCAAUCACGACCAAAAAUUUAAGCGCGCCGAAACCUUUUAUUUUUGUAAUUCCUAAGAGUAUUGCUCGGGUCGCAAAAAGCGGCUCGGGAAGACUUGAUCUCCGAGGAGAAAAUUGGCCGGCUCUUUUUUAGCUCGAAGAAGCUCCUGGAUAAAACUCGAUUCGCGUACACUACGCGUGAACGCGUCGCUCCCUUCGACAUAUUGGAUGUCGCCGUCGUCCACAAAUUCUCCUCCACAAUUCGACAUGACAUUUUCGAUUGCGACCGCGUGUUCUCGGAGCUGGUAAUAACUGUAGUUACGCCGCGACUGCGCUAACGAAGUCGAUGUUACUGCCGUUAAUAACAUAACGAGGGCCUCUGCAUCAUGAGAAAUUCAAGAGCCGAAAUUCACGAUAGUCCCGUAAACCAUUGCUGCAAUCUCCCUCUUCCCCUUCUUCCCCCGUCUAUUCCAAAUCCUCAUUUUGGCGAAUACCGGUGUCAUUGCGGACAAAGGCCCGGCCGGGUGACUCUAGCGCGCAAAUGACGCAAAUUACCCUCAUUCAUUAUUAACUAAACUAUUAUCGCAAUCGGGCUCAGGGUCGUUAUUAUAUCGCGCGCUGAUAUCAAUAACCUUCGACCGAUGUAACAUAAACCGAUUGGUAGUCGUAAAUAGAAACGACUCGCGGAGCGCUUCGAUUGCGGUAAGUCGACGUUAACUUAUUCUUCGAGAUGCUACUUUAUCCCAUCAUAAAAAGGCGAUGUAAUCCUAUAUUUAUCUAUAUUACGAUUCUCUUGUAAUAUACAGAUGUAAUCACGUGCUUUUUAUUAUAAUUCUGAUAUAACAUAACUCUUGUAUAAUGAUUCUUUUUUUAAUAUGCAUUUAUAAAACACACGCAAUUCUGCGUAAAAUGAUUGAACAGAUUGUUACCAUCAGUAUAACUUAAUGCAAAAGAUAGAACAUCUUCCAAUAAAUUGUAAACAAAUUAGGAACUGUAAGAUAAAUUAGGAAAGAAAAUUUUGAUACGCAGACAUAUUAACACUUCUUUUUUCAUUUUUAUGGUGGUAUGAAGUACGCUUGAAGCUACGAAAUGAUCAAGUUUUUGAACAUGUAGUUCCGAAAAGAUCCACUCGUCGAUUUUUGUGCGACAUUUAAGAAAAUUGUUCCAAAUGCUUCCACAUGUGAACAUACUUCACAAAUACAAAGUUUUUGGAUACACACAGGAUUUAGUUGAAUAUUAAUUAGAUAAAAUUGAAACUUACUUCCUUAAAUUUUAUUCAAUUUACUUAUUUACUCAACGCACGAAUAUUUCACCUCCUUAUAAAUUAUCAAUAACUCUACAAUAUAAAAAAGCUGGAAACAAUAGCAGAAAGAAUACUUUCAUGAUAUCUUAUAAGAAUCGAGGAGUGGAAUUUGAGGAUUGCAACCGUUUUUGGUACUCUGCAAGAUAGACCAAGACGAGAAGGGGACGCGAGACAGCAAGAGAGAGAAAGUGUUCGUGCUGAGAUGUACAGGCACACGUUAGCACACCGUAUAAAUACCGCUAUCUCUUAUACAUACCGCACUUGUAAGAAAGUAAACGAUAAUUGGCGAGCCAUGUAAAUAGAGCCGGGGGAAACUCCACCCGUGUAGCAUAGCUGUAUCAUAGCGAUAUCAUUACCGAAAUCUUUUCCCGUGCGUGCGUGCAAAAGGGCGAGAAAAUUGAAAUUUAAUAUAUACAUAAAAAACUAUAUAUAAAAAGAAAAAGAGAGAGUGUGUGUGUGUGUGUGUGUGUGUGUGUGUGAGAGAGAGAGAGAAAGAGAGAGAGAGAAAGACGAGGAGAUAUAAAUAGAAUAAUAUAAUUUUUAAAUUAUUUGUAACGACGGGCGCGUGCGCAUCGCGACUAUAGCAAUGUGACAAAUGCGACGAAAAAGAGGAAAAGACGGAGAACUGAAUAGAUCUUUCCUUUUUCGGAGCGAGAGGAUGGAAGGACGAUGAAUCAAAGGACUAAAGGCAAAGGAAACGUCGUGUCCUCUUGAGCGUCGGGAGUUUCCCUCUCGCUCCUCGAAAUAGUGCACACUCUUUUUCUAGACGCGCCUAGGGCGAAUACCUCAACACAAAGAAGUAAUCACUCUGUUGUAAAUAUAAUUUUAUAUAUGCGAGCCGCGAUCAGGGUGGUUUGCGCGAUCGACGCAACGGGGCUGGUUUAAGACCGUCAUAAUCAUUAAAGCUUCGGGGCCCAAAAUGAUAGCACUGUCACUGGAAAAAGAAAACAACUUAUCUCUCGUUCAAUGAGCGCAAUUCUAACACACACUAUGAAAUUAUUAAACAAAUUACUUCGAGAUAGGUUAGUCCAUCAUACGACGAUUAUAUCGUACCAGAUCGUCCAUCUUACUUAACAUUAGCACUUUCAUCGACCAAUAACUUGGUCGGAUGAAAAUAUUUAUAAAAAAAAGAAAACAAAAACAAAGAAAAGAAAAGAUCUGGACAUCCAGAAGUUUCGUACAAAAUGAAGGCGUUAUUGAAUACUUCUGAUUUUGUAAAAUCGAAAAAAUAACCGGCCCUGUGGUAUAGUUCCAAAACGAUAUCACGCGAAUAUUAAUUUCGCGAGUCGAAAUUGCGCGACGCAACGACUUGCUUGUGUUUUUCUAUGGAAAAUUCGAAUCGCCCGAGUUUACAUUGCACGGUAGGGACUUGUUGAUCGCACAACACUAGCGGUGAAGUUAUACCGACGUGACGUUCUCGAAAGUCAUGCUCUCGAUUAUGGAUCUUCCACGCCGAUCCCACUAAAUAUAGCAAUAAUACUCGCAAUAAUAGCACAGUAUAGCUUUUUACCCCUUCAUUACCUUUAAACUCCGUGUCUGAAUGAAUUGCACAAGUAUAUCUGAUAUCCUCAUCAGUCUAAGAACAAUCAAGGCGCCGACGUCCCACCAGUGUGCUGCUAAUUAUUUUCUCGGGAUGUUCCGUGUAUCGUCGGACUCAUCAAGUUUACAGAAGAUUAGCUAGAUUUACUAAAUAAAUUAAAUUGUUUAAGAAAACACGAAGAGUUACUUCCCGUACUCAUUUAAUUUUUGUAGUAACGAAAGUUACUUCUUUUAUCAAUAAAACUCUUCGACUUUAUUGUGACAAACUGGCAGCAAUUUACCAAUAAAGUAUUAUUUAAUUAAAUUGAAUUAUUUAUUAACAAUUUAUAGAGAUAGAAUUGACGAAUCGUUUUGACGCGACUAUAUAAAUUUCGCUCCAACUUAUAUAUCUAAAGUUUUUCGAAUUCCAAAAGGAAGCUUUCACCUAAAACCAAGGAAUCUUGUCCCAAUAAAUUGAUUAGCACGAUAUUUUUUGAAUUAAUUUAAAAUUUAAUGCUUCCCCCUCAUCCCACUCUGUCAUACGCUUUGCCGCGAAGGAUACAUUCAAGCCGAGAAUAAAAUAGAUAAAAGUUUUGACUGUAUAUAUGAGAAAAGUGUAGAACAGUUAUCGUUAUUGCAAAUGAUUUUCUCGUUGAAUAGAUAGUACAAAAGAAUUGAGGAAUGAUCACAUGAUAUAUCCGAAGGAUAUUUUUACAGUGUCCUACAACAUUCGCUCUAGAUCUACGCUCAUCUAUUUUAGUAUCUGUGACUCGAAUUCCUCUCCGCGUAGCGGCGAUUAUCCGCGAGAGCAUGACUGGCUGGAGCGCGAGAAGGGAAACGGGAGGAAUAAAGGUGUACAGUGUGUACUUAUCACUCACGAUCAAAAAUAAACACUGCAUACAAUCAAAGCGCGCAUGACGCGAGUCGCCGCGAAAGUGUAGAGCGACUCGGAGAUCAAAGAAGAUCAGAACAAGGAAAGAAAGAAGGAGAUGUGUACUGGAGAAAGCGAGAGGCAGACCGAGAGUUACGCGCUUAUGUAUUUUCUUACGUCCAUGUUGGUUAAGCGAUGUUCUUGUUUUCAUUUUAUUUACUUUUUCUUUCUUGUAUACAGCCUGUAUGAUACGUACGCCAGAAGCCUAAGUUAUUAUUGUUCUUACUUAAGAAAGACGGAGGAGGUUUCGAUCGAGCGUGGAUCUUUGUUGCGAAGUUUGCGAUUAAUUGUUGCAUGUCGAGUAUAAUGAGCGAAUGAACGAUGCGCGCAUAAAGCAAGCCAUACAUGGUCCAUAAGUAGCGUAACGAAAGGAUUAUGGCAUAAAUCGAGUGCGAGUUCACGGAUGAUUAUUUCCUGUCAAACGCUCGAGUCACACAUUUAUAUGCAAAUUGGCUGCGUGAAAUAUUUUGAAUGGAUUUAUCUCUUCACGGGCAUUUAUUUAAAACCGAAACAUAAGUGUUUCUCGUCGAAUCGUACGCGACGUGUGACAUUUGUUUCUAAAUUUUGCGAUUUAAAGUCGUACGUGUCUGAAUGUCUCGGAUCUUAAUUUGCAACCCACUUGCGAGAUCAUGUAUGGACGCUUCUCGUACUUACGCAUCGAGACGUUUAAUUUGUAAGACUGCCGUUUUCCGUUCGCCAUCUCGACGCUUUUCGUUAUCCCACGUACAUAGCACGUGCGCGAGGAUAGCGGGAGCACUUACGGAGGGAAAAUGUGAGGGGAGAAAUUGGAGAACGGAGGAAGAAGAAAGGAAGGAGAAAGAGGGAAAAAUAAAGGAAUAGGAUGUACGAACGAAAGCUAGAGAUAGAGAACGUUUUCUUACCUUUUGAACGCGUAUACAUGUCGCGAGAUUAUUAUUUAUUGUUGCGUUUCAAGGGGCGCCGGGGGCUCUCCGCUCCCGUCGCUCCCGCAGCAGCCACACUUCGGUGCCGCUAAUUUCUCAGCGGCGGUUUUAGCGCUAUAGGCAGAACAGAAGACACAAUACAUAGGCACUAGAGUACCUCGAAAGGAGAUAACAAGUAGCAUCUCUUGAAAGUUAGCUCGCACGGGCGUUCCGCUCCUCUGUCGCAUCGUACUCCGCCCUGGAGACCUCGAAUAAUGCUGACGAUCGACGUUCCAAUCCACGUACCAGCCGCACGUUUAGCGUGUUCUAUUCGCGACUUUUGUCCCAUUACUGAGAUGAGACGCGCAUUUGGAAAAGUAAAACAAGAUUCUAAUUAGAGCUCCAAGUAUCCGGAUAUCUAAUUAUCUGGCUCUAUCCGAGAUCGAUUCCAUAAUCCGAAAACUCAACACCGUACUAUUUGGAUCUAAAUUCAAACCAUAAGAAGAAAUUAAAAUUUGGAUUCAAAACCAAAAUCCGAAUCUAGAACCGAGAUCGAGAAUUGAAUUUAUGCUCGAGUUAAAUAAAAAAGAAACGGAUAAGUAAAAGGAUUUUGAUUUAAUAUCGAACAUAUUUAAAUACCUUAUUUCGCUUGCUUAUUAUUAAUUCUUGCUGGAUCAUACAUGAACACGCUUACUGUAAAAAGGAUUGAUCAAUUUAAUAACAGAAUUAUCCGAAAUUAUUUACUUACAUAAAUAGGCACAAUUAUCUCAAAUUAAAUCGUUAAAUUGCAGUUAAAAAUAUUGACUUAUUGAUUGUCAAAUUUUCAAGAGGGACUUAGAUGUGUCGGUUUAUUCGAUUUCCUUGCGAACUUAGAUCCAGAUCCGGAUUCAAUGCUUCAACUGUUCGAGUAUCUUAGAAAAUUCGAAUCCCCGAGUAAUUCGAAUUUGAAUCGUCAUACCGUUUAUCACUGUAAUUGGCGUUAAAUGCACGACAAUGAAUUGCGCUUCGUGCUGAGAAUCGUCCCGAUUAUAUCGAGCGCUAAACAUGCGGUUUGAACACUAGUAUUUUGCCUCAUCUAAUUUGCGCUCGAUACGAAUUAGAGUACCGCUUAUUCCGAUCUCACUUCGAAGAUAAUUCAGUUGGAAUCACUAGUUUCUCCUACUAAAGAAUUAACGUCAGUCUAAAGCAAACGACGGGAUUGAGAAGUCGAUCGUCGGCCAACGACGAGAAGUGUCCUUGUGGGAUACUCCUCGCGGGAGGUCGACUGGGAUCUGCGUCGACGGAAGAGAAGAACGCCAGCUCGCAGAACAGGGUAACUAGCUCUAACAUCUAUCUCUUACAUCAGCUAAGGAACAAGAAGCUCUGUCACACUCGUUCACGUCACGGCAUCACGUUACCACGGUCUGCAUCUUUAAUCACGAAUGUCGACCGAGGCCAAUCUCGAGACACUAUCACAUACCUUCGUACUAAUAAACGAUUUACUAUUGGAUUUCA